Messenger RNA from Aspergillus oryzae RIB40, 795 nucleotides. RefSeq lists its product as uncharacterized. The transcript has 3 exons. NCBI's taxonomy places the organism in Eukaryota, Fungi, Ascomycota, Eurotiomycetes, Eurotiales, Aspergillaceae. Bases 1 to 795 code for a protein of 264 amino acids. The record is from RefSeq and is a predicted model, not a curated record.
AUGGAUAAUGGACCUAGUGAGGUAGUGUUCACGACAACGUCAUCACCGAUUGAAUCGGGUGUUGUAUUUCGCUAUGGUCAAGGCUCGGUCAAGGUCCCCGCUCCCCGCAAGAGGGGGCGGCCGAUAGGAUCAACUAAGAGAAGAAAAACUGGAAAUGAUGUGGAUGAGCCGGAACGGAAAGAUCAUGAAAGAUUUCAAUUUAUCAAUCUGGGUAGUAAUUCGGCCAACAUCGAUCGUGAUACCCGGAAAUAUAUUAGAAAGAGGGUGAUGCUCAACCACACACACACCAACCAGAAGCGCAAACAGCUCUCCACUGAACGUACAAAAGAAAAGACAAGCACCGCGACAGGACUUUCCCCAGAAGUGAUGCCCUCGCAAUUUGGCCGUGUGGACCCCUUCGACACGCUACCGAUUCAAUUUGAGCCAUAUAUGCAUGAUCUACUCUCCUUGUAUAUUACUACUAUUUGGGAGACGCUCUACUCGAUCGAGAAGAGGAGUGGCUGCAACCCAAUGGUUAAUUAUUGGUUACCAUUGGCAUUCAAUGACCCGGCUUUGCUGCAUAGCCUAAUAGGAUGUGCUGCAUCGUUUUUGGUGACAGCUAACCAGCUUUGCGGAUAUCCAUUCUUUGUUAAACACUUGAAUGAAGCUAUAGCCAUCGUCAACCAGAGAAUGGCAGAUUCGACUAUUUCGGUAUCUGAUGAAACCUUGGUCGUCGUUGCUAGCAUCGCUAUGAUCAAGGUGUGUUGUAGGAACGUUCAAAUCCUAGGCUUUACAUUAUUAUUGACAUCCAAGUAG